Passer montanus (Eurasian tree sparrow) is the source of this 3914-nucleotide messenger RNA. It is a transcript of the gene ITGA2, whose product is annotated as integrin subunit alpha 2. The coding region runs from base 77 to 3607 and encodes 1176 amino acids. The transcript has 30 exons. Gene Ontology annotation, cellular component: external side of plasma membrane; integrin complex. Gene Ontology annotation, molecular function: integrin binding. Gene Ontology annotation, biological process: cell adhesion mediated by integrin; cell-cell adhesion; cell-matrix adhesion. The record is from RefSeq and is a predicted model, not a curated record. NCBI's taxonomy places the organism in Eukaryota, Metazoa, Chordata, Aves, Passeriformes, Passeridae.
GCAGGUGGCGCCCAGUGUCGCCCUGGGAAGCGGCCAGCUCGGAGCGGCCCCGGCCCGACCUCGCCCCGCGCCGGCCAUGGGCUCCGCGGGCACGGCGCCUCUGCUCCUCGCGCUGGGCAUUCUUCAUAACUGCUGUGAAGCCUACAAUGUUGGGCUCCUGGAAGCAAAAAUAUUUUCUGGUCCACGAAGAGAGCAGUUUGGAUAUUCAGUUCAACAGUUUAUAAAUGAACAAGGCAAAUGGUUGUUGGUUGGUUCCCCCUGGAGUGGCUAUCCUGCAAACAGAACUGGAGAUAUAUAUGCAUGUCCUGUUGGUGUGUCCAAAAGCACAUGUAAAAAAUUGAAUUUACAAGCUUUAAUAAAUAUUCCAAAUGUGACUGAAAUUAAAAAGGACAUGAACCUUGGCUUGACUCUGAUACAGAACUCAAAAACUGGAGGAUUUUUGACUUGUGGUCCCUUGUGGGCGCAGCAGUGUGGAAGACAGUACUAUGCAACAGGAGUUUGUUCUGAAAUCAGUCCAAGUUUUGAGAUCUUAAGAAGCUUUUCUCCAGCUGUUCAAAAGUGUUCCUCUGUUAUAGAUGUUGUGGUGGUUUGUGAUGAGUCAAACAGCAUUUAUCCCUGGGAUGCAGUGCGAGCGUUUUUGAAAAAAUUUGUACAAGGCUUAGACAUAGGCAUUAACAAGACCCAGGUGGGUUUAAUUCAGUAUGCUAAUGAUCCCCGAGUAGUAUUCAACUUGAACACAUAUCAAACCAAGGAUGAGGUUGUUAAAGCGAUGGAGAAAACGUCUCAGAAGGGAGGAGAUCUCACUAAUACUUUCAAAGCCAUUGACAAUGCAAGACAGUAUGCCUUCUCAGCUGAGUCAGGAGGACGCCCGACAGCCACAAAGGUCAUGGUUGUUGUGACAGACGGUGAAUCACAUGAUGGCUCCAAAUUGAAAACAGUGAUAGGUAAAUGCAAUGAAGACAAUAUAACCAGAUUUGGCAUUGCUGUUUUGGGAUACUUAAUAAGGCAUGAGCUUGAUACGAAAAACUUAAUUAAAGAAAUCAAGGGAAUUGCUAGUCACCCAACAGAGAAGUAUUUCUUCAAUGUGUCGUCUGAGGCUGCACUACUGGAAGAAGCCGGAACACUUGGAGAACGCAUUUUUAGUAUAGAAGGUACUGAUCAAGGUGAUACUUUCCAAAUGGAAAUGUCACAGGUGGGCUUCAGUGCAUAUUACUCACAGAAAAAGGAUAUUCUGCUGCUGGGUGCAGUUGGGGCCUAUGACUGGAGUGGAACAGUAGUUCAGGAGUCUUCAGACAGAGCCACCACCUUUCCAAGCCAUGUGUUUGAGAAGAUUCUACAGGACAGAAAUCAUAGCUCAUAUCUAGGUUAUUCUGUUGCUGUUCUCUCAACUAUGAGUUCUGUCUAUUUUGUUGCUGGCGCACCAAGAUCCAACUACACUGGCAGAGUGGUGGUUUAUAAUGUUGACAGUGAUGGUAAUGUUGCAAUUGUGCAGUCACAGAGAGGCGAGCAGAUUGGCUCCUACUUUGGCAGUGUGGUGUGUUCAGUGGAUGUCGACAGAGAUUCUGUGACAGAUGUGCUGCUUGUGGGUGCACCAAUGUUUAUGAAUGACCUGAAAAAGGAAGAAGGGAGAGUAUACAUGUUUUCCAUCACAAAGAGAAUCUUGGAUCAACAAGAACUCUUGGAAGGUCCACAGGGAUCAGAAAAUGCACGCUUUGGAUCAGCAAUUGCAGCACUUGCAGACAUUGAUUUGGAUGGUUCUAAUGAUGUUGUAAUAGGUGCACCACUGGAAAACCAAAACUCGGGAGCAAUUUACAUUUAUAAUGGAUUUCAAAAGACUAUACGUACCAAAUAUUCUCAGAAAAUCUUAGGAUCGGAUUCUGCUUUUGGACAAAAGCUCCAAUUCUUUGGAAGAUCAGUAGAUGGCCAUAGAGACUUAGAUGACGAUGGCAUUACUGACGUAUCAGUUGGUGCUGAUGGAAAUGUGGUUGUGCUAUGGUCAAGGGGCAUUGCAAAUGUGUCCAUAACUGCUUCAUUUAAACCCGAGAAAAUCAGUCUGCUGAACAAGAAUACAGAUAUAACUGUCAAAAUAUGUUUUCAGGCUUCAUUUAGACCUGCUAAGAAAAAUAAUCAAGUGGCUAUAAAGUACAAUGCAACAUUGGAUGCAGAUCUCCAGUCCUCUAGGGUGACUUCUAGAGGAUUUUUCAAAGAAAAUAAUGAAAGGUACAUGCAGAGGGAUCUUGUGGUGCAUCAUGAAGAGAAUUGUGUUCAUGAUGUCUUCAGUGUACAAGAGCCUUCAGAUGCUGUGAAUUCACUUAGUUUGCGCAUUGACAUUGGCCUUGCAAAUCCUGGCUCCAGCCCUGUCCUGGACAUAUCUUCCCCAGCAUCUGUGGCCUAUAGCAUUCCUUUUAUUAAAGACUGUGGUGAAGAUGAACUUUGUAUCUCUGAUCUUGUUCUGAAUGUUCAGCAGAAGGCAGAUGACAGCAAGCAACAGUUUAUUGUCAGCAGCAAAAACAGAAGACUAACAUUCAACGUGAAAUUGAGAAAUAAAAAGGAAAAUGCAUAUAACACCAGAAUCCAGGCUACAUUUUCAGACAACCUGUUUUUUGCUUCGUCUUCUUUACCGAGUGAUGGGACUGAAGUCUCGUGUCAAACAGGAACAGCACAAAGUACAGUCAUUUGCCAAAUAAGCUAUCCUGUUUUCAGAACAGGACAACAGGUAUCCUUUGAUAUUAGCUUUGAUUUUAACCUUAAAAAUCUUCAGAAUGUGGCAGUUCUAAGUUUUCAUGCAUGGAGUGAAAGUAAGGAACAGCAAGACUCGGAUAACCAGGUCGCCUUAUCAAUUCCUUUGCGAUAUGAUGCAGAGAUUCACUUCACAAGGCUUGCCAAUAUCAACUUCUAUGAAGUAUACUCUGGUCAUAACAUUCCUUCCACUGUGAAUAAUUUUGAAGAUAUUGGCCCCACGUUCAACUUCUCAGUUAAGGUAACAACAGGAAGUAUUCCAGUAAAGAUGGCAACUGUAACAAUCAAUCUUCCCGAUCUGACCAGCAAAGGCAACCCGCUGAUGUACCUAACUGCAGUCACCACAGAUGAGGCCAGAGGUGUCACUUGUGAUGCUCAGAUAAAUCCACUGCAAAUAGGGAAAAGACCUUAUUCUCCAUCUUUCAUGAAGGAGAACUUCAGAGCUUCCAAAGAACUGAACUGUAAGAACAUGAAGUGCAGUACCAUCACAUGCAAACUGGAAGACAUUGCACUGAAGGGAGAGUACUUUGUGAAUGUGUCCACCCAAAUCUGGAACGGAACCUUUGCUGCUUUAAUUUUCCAGACAUUACAACUCUCUGCAGAAGCAAAAAUUGAUACAAAUAACCCUGAGUUAUUUAUCAUUGGAGAGAAUACCCUAACUAUCCCAGUUACAAUAAUGAAGCCGGAUGAGAAAGCUGAGGUACCAGUAGGUGUUGUGAUUGGCAGCAUAUUGGCUGGACUCCUCUUGCUGUUGGUACUGGUUGCUGUUUUGUGGAAACUUGGCUUCUUCAAGAGACAGUACGAAAAAAUGACACAGGAUAUAGAAGAUGUGGAUGAAAUUGCAGAACUCACAAAGGACAAAGACUGAAGAUGAGUUACAUGGAUAAAGAGGAGAUCUGAGCCACCAAUAGUAGUUGUGAUCAGUCAGUUCUUCAGCUGGAGUGCCUUAAAGCUUAGUAACAUUUAAACAUUUUUAAUGAAAGUGUCUUUAUAGAUGAAAUAUUUUACAGAUUCUACUCUAUUGUAAGAGUAACUGCAGGACAGUUUGGUUUUUUCAAAAAUGAUUUAUAAUGCCUUUUCUUGUAAAUUUUUGCCUUUCAAACAAACUUAACCCUUAGAACUGGCAGGUCCGGAGUAUACAGUAACAUACUGUUCCAGCAGCCCUUCUCUUGAUC